CGCCCCGCCCCGCCGCGCAGCAUAGCGCAGCGCCGCCUGGUUGGGCUCGGGGUGGGAGGCGCCGGCCGCUGCGUGUGUGGGAGCGGCCUGCGCGCCCCAUGCAGCGCUAGUGGUUCCGUGCCCGGCUCGCUCGCCGGGCCGUGCCCUUGAGCGCCUAUGGAUUCGGCUCUGGCGGGCGCGGUUACGGGUGUGGUUGCGACGGCGGCCCCCGGCAGCACGGAGCGGGAAAUGCUUCAAGGACCAUCAGAAGAUGUGUUUGCAAAGGUGGAAAGUUCAGUUGAAGACAUGGAUACCUCCGAUACCCAGUGGGGCUGGUUUUAUUUGGCUGAGUGUGGUAAAUGGCAUAUGUUUCAGACCGACUCCAACAGUCACUGCAGUAUCAGCAGUGAAGAUAUUGAAAGGAGUUUCCGAACAGACCCUCGUGGAUCUCUGUCUUUUACCACUGCAAAGUUUAACUACACACUGGACUUUUCAGUGAUGAAACAAAUCAACCUAACUACCCUUAAACAACGUCCAAUAAAGCGAGCUCCCUUUGCAAUCAAUUCAUUCAGUUUCAUCUGUGAAAAUGAGGCUAUUCCUAUGCCUUCACACUGGGAGAAUGUAAAUACUGAGGAGCCAUACCAGCUUAUUCCAUUGCAAAAGAAAACAAAUGAAUAUAAUGAAGUUUCUAGUCUCUUUGGAAAAACAAUGGAUAGCCAACGAAUUAAAAGAAUUAAGAGAAUACAAAAUCUAGACUUGUGGGAGUUUUUUUGCAGGAAGAAAGCUCAACUGAAGAAGAAAAGAGGUGUCCCAACAAUUAAUGAGCAAAUGCUGUUUCAUGGCACCAGUAAUGAAUUUGUAGAAGCAAUAUGUAUUCAUAAUUUUGAUUGGAGAAUAAAUGGGAUGCAUGCUGCUGUGUAUGGAAAAGGGACUUAUUUUGCAAGAGAUGCAUCAUAUUCCAGCCAUUUCUGCAAAGAGAGCAUGAAGCAUGGAGAUACUUUCCAGAUUCAUGGUGUGAACCUGCAGCCUCAUCUGCACAGACCAGAUAAAGUCAUGUUUCUUGCUCGUGUAUUAACUGGUGACUAUAUUGGUGGUGAUUCAAAAUACGUGAGGCCUCCUUCAAAAGAUGGAAGCUUUGUGAACUUGUAUGACAGCUGUGUGGAUAAUACCUGGAACCCAAAGAUCUUUGUCAUCUUCGAUGCCAACCAAAUCUACCCUGAGUACUUAAUAGAAUUUUGUUAAGUUUGAACUGAUUAUUGUUUGUGGUUUUUUGAUACUUUUGUUCCUUUUGUAAAGGCAGCAACAUAGAAACGAUGAAUGAAAGAGAGGUGAAAGAAAAGCAGGCAUGCAUUUAUGGAGGAGGGAAGCUAUUAAAUAUUUAAGACAGACUGGUUAACUGUUUUUAAAACUCUGUAAACUUUACUAAUGCAUUUUUCAAAUGUAGAGACUAUUACAAAUCUGAAGUUGCUUAGUGAGCCUUAAUUACAUUGAGCAUUGGUAAGUUUUCAAAGGCAAGAUUUAUGUUUUGAUUUUCUAAAUUAUAUUGAAAGUGGUUAGAAAUAUGCCUCUAAAAUAGUAUGCAUAUGAGGAAAUUAAUCUUUUAUAAAGAUUGCCUAUAAAACAGAGUAAGAACAACAACAGCAAAACCCCAGGGGACAUGGGGUGUGCAUGUGUGUGUGUGUCCGUGUUCUGUAGUAUGUUACCUUGGUUGGAGGUCUCUUAGUUUGGAUUCUAAACCUAAAAAAAGAAAAAAUAUCUACAGCUUCUUCAUCAAUUUCCUCCAGAUAAAGUUCAACAAAGCUGUAUGGUUUAACUUUAUGUACAUUUUACUGUAAGCUUCAAUUAUAUACUGGGAAAAUAACAAAGCCCUUGCAGUAGGAUUUGACUGUUGGUUUUGAUGGAAAUGAAGCCCAUAAAUUUGUGGUUGUUAGUUGUUUGGUAUGUAACUGUUGGGCUCACUGUUGGGACAUCAGCAGUGCCAUACACCUUUCUCAGUUCUUAUCCUGUGUAAUUUUUGCCAUCUUGUUGCAGUCUUCAUGACCUGCUGUGAUUCAUGUCUGAUCAGAGUUUAAGAUAUACCCGGUGCUCAUAUACAUGGUGUUACUGAAGACAAUGUUUAGAUUAACUUAACUGUAAACAAUACAGUUAAACUAACAAGGACAAUUUCAAAAUAUGCCAUCCUUUAGCUUUUAAACGCUACAAUAGAAAGUUUUCAGUAACAUUUGUGUAGAUCAGGUUUUCAUAACUGGUAUGGUUGUAAAACUGAAGAGUAUUUUUCACAUGUAGAAAGAGCAAAAAAGACCAAAAAUAUUCAGGUAAAGAACAGACCUGAGAACCUAAACACAUGAAGAGGCUGAGGAAGGGGCUGUUACUGUGAGAUACACUGUUGUGUGAACCAUCUGCUAUGGAACUGUGUCCCUAGUUUGUCCUUUGUUAAAGGACCUAAGUAGCACUAAUGGACAAAGUCAAAGUUGAAACCUUUCCAGGCUUUUUCUUUGGCUAUGGCCAGUAACAAGUCCCUGUAGAAUCAGUAUAUAAUUGCAGCAGAUAUAGAAUGAUCUGUGUUGGUUUGUUAUAGAAUUGUUAAUGGACUUUUUGGAUCAAAGGCUAUGUUUAAAAUGUAUUGCGUUUAAAGUCACUGCAGCUGCUGGCAUGAGCAGGUCUGUUCCAAGUUGUACUAAACCCAUGGAACUGGAAGCAGAAGAUGACAACGUAUCUGGCAUCGUAACUGAGGACACAAAUAUCUCUUCCUUCUCCUGCGUGCUGUUACCAUUGUCUGUCAGUGGAUCUUGCACAAGUUGUUUAUCUGUUUCUGUUUGUAAUUUCAUGGCAAUUUUCCUGUCCCUAAACCAUUUAGGGCUAAAAUGCAUUUUCCUUUAUUUUAGGAAGUAUGAUUUCUGAUCCCAGCUGGGAACUCUAGGUUCUACUCUUGUAGGUAUGAUUUGUGUUUGAUUCACUACUAUGCUAGCUCUGCAAAAGGCACUUUUUUCCCAAAUUGUGUAAAAUAAUAGCGAAUCACGCAGGGAAUUUGUGUAUUACUGAAUCCUUUCUAUUAUUACACAGUAUUCUACAGAGCAUACAUUUUGUGGAACUAACAAAUACAUGUGCUGUUGUUUCUUUGA
Messenger RNA from Taeniopygia guttata (zebra finch), 3101 nucleotides. RefSeq names its product poly(ADP-ribose) polymerase family member 11 (gene PARP11). Gene Ontology annotation, molecular function: NAD+ poly-ADP-ribosyltransferase activity. The record is from RefSeq and is a predicted model, not a curated record. NCBI's taxonomy places the organism in Eukaryota, Metazoa, Chordata, Aves, Passeriformes, Estrildidae. Gene Ontology annotation, cellular component: nucleus.